AUGAAUACAGCCCAGGAAAUAGUGGAGUACGGUUCAGAUGAAGAAGGGGACGUGUUCAUCGACUCGGGCGAUGUCCUUGCAGAGGUUCCCAAUGAUGGUGAUCAUCUUAUGGACGAAGAUGAUGAAGCAGAAGAUGGGGUUGGCGAUCUUCCAUCCGGAAAUUCUGAUGUAAAGGACAACUCGCUGCAGCACUUUACCACUCACAAUGGCUCUGUGUUUGCUAUAUCAUGUCAUCCUACGGAACCGCUUGCAGUCUCCGGGGGUGAAGAUGAUCUUGGAUACAUAUGGGAUAUAACGGACGGAGAAGUUAUCGUAAAACUUACUGGACACACGGAUAGCGUAUGCAGCGCGUCUUUCAGCAGCGACGGUCAGAUGGUUGCCACUGGUGGAAUGGAUGGGAAGGUGAGGAUAUGGAGAAGAGUUGGUACAACCGACUUCAGAAAUUGGGAGUUCUUGACUGAACUCCAGGGUCCAGAUGAAGUGAUUUGGCUACGCUGGCAUCCUCGCGGAACAAUUUUACUCGCAGGUUCCAACGAUUCUACGGUUUGGCUGUGGCAAUUACCAUCGGGGAAUACUAUGCAGGUAUUCGCCGGACACAGUGGUCCAGUUCAAUGUGGAGAGUUUACGCCUGACGGCAAGCGUAUAGUAACCGCCUCUGAGGACGGAACUCUCAUGUAUUGGGAUCCGCGAUCACCAACUCCGUUGUUCAAACUCUCACCACAAGACGCCCGUUUUGAUCUUGAGAACAUUACAUCUCUUGCAAUAAAUGCUUCUUCUACACUCGCAGUUGUCGGUGGAACGUCCGGGAGUGUGCGUGUAGUCAGUCUCAGUAAGGGUGAGGUCGUCGGUGCCCUUGGAGGACACACUGAGGGGGAGAGCGUUGAAGCUGUGCAAUUUGUCGAUCUCACUGGAACGGGAAGCAGCCCUGGUGUUGUGGUCACUGGGGGGACGGAUGGGAAAGCGUGUGUAUGGGACCUCACCACAAUGAGACUCCGUGCAACUCUCGAGCAUCAGGACGCAGUAACGUCAUUGUUAACUCACCCAGCACCAAAAAGUCACUUGAUAGUGACAGCAUCCGCAGACAACACGCUCCGCACGUGGGAUGCUCGCACUGGCGCAUUAGUCAAGGAGCACACCGGACACCAUGGCCCUAUACUCAGCGCGUCUCUGGGACUCCAAGGUUCCGUGGUUGUUAGCGGUGGGGAUGAUUCGGCUUGCCUAGUCUUUACUACGGAGGUCGACGAGUCGGGAUAG
Molecule: messenger RNA, 1254 nt
Organism: Suillus discolor
Lineage: Eukaryota; Fungi; Basidiomycota; Agaricomycetes; Boletales; Suillaceae
Product: ribosome biogenesis protein Sqt1
Exons: 5
Coding region: 1-1254 (417 amino acids)
Molecular function (GO): protein binding
Source: RefSeq, a predicted model, not a curated record